Coregonus sp. 'balchen' is the source of this 8112-nucleotide messenger RNA. The record is from the annotation of a GenBank genome assembly. NCBI's taxonomy places the organism in Eukaryota, Metazoa, Chordata, Actinopteri, Salmoniformes, Salmonidae.
GGUGAGGAGAGGAACAACUUGAACGGGUCUUUAGAAGAGCGUUUCAGAGUGUUGGAGCUUCAGUACGCUGAAGCCGACAGCCUGCUGCACACCCACGGUGCCAUCCUGUUUGAUCUGCAGACUCAGGUCCGGAACCUGACCAUGACGGUCGAACGCGUCAAACGCAACCCCGGCUGCAUGAUCAACAUCGUCAGGACCAGCCCUCUGCUCAGCGCCCAGCAGGCCCUUCACCCAGGUACACGCAGGCGCACGCACACCAUUAUAAUGAGUGUCUAAUGCAUAACAACCGUUUAGAGAACCAUGUCCUAGCUUUGUCCACAUUUAGGACUUGAACGUCAGCAGCGUGAACAGGUGGAAUAACACACACACACACACAGCUGCACACACACUCAAUGAUACAACAGGGAUGCGUCCCACUAGGCACAGACGUCAAUUCAAUGUCUAUUCCACGUUGUUUCAACGUAAUUUCAUUGAAAUGACGUGGAAACAAUGUUUGAUUCAACAAGUGUGUGCCCAGUGGGAUCUCUCUUUCUGACUGCUAAUUAUUGAUGCUAGACAGACAGGUGUGUGUAGCAGCGGAGGCUGCUGAGGGGCGGACGGCUCAUAAUAAUGUCAGGAACGGCGCUAAUGGAAUGGCAUCAAACCAUGUGUUCGAUGUAUUUGAUACCAUUCCACCUUAAUCCGCUCCAGCCAUUACCACGAGCCCGUCCUCUCCAAUUAAAGGUGCCACUGUAACCGGUGUGAAAUGGCUAGCUAGUUAGCGGUUGCGCGCUAGUAGCGUUUCAAUCGGUGACGUCACUCGCUCUGAGACCUUGAAGUAGUUGAUUCCCCGCGGCUUUUGCGGAGCGACGGGUAACGGCGCUUCGAGGGUGACUGUUGUCGACGUGUGCAGAGGGUCCCUGGUUCGAGCCCACCCAGGUAGGGACGAGGAGAGGGACGAAAGCAACACUGUUACAUCACCAACCUCCUGUGGUUUCUACGGGGUCUAGCCCUAACAUCUGUGUUAACACUGAACUGGGGUUCAUAAGAACUUGUUGUUGUUGUUGUUGUUGUUGAGUCAACAGACAUGCAGUUGCUAUGUUACGGAUAGUCUGUUGACAGUUUGUUUAGAGCUUUUACAGGUGGACUGUCCAAAUAAAGUGUUACCAAAUAAUUUGUUGGCUUUAUCCCUCGAUCUUGCUGACAUGGGUGGAAUCAUGUGAUCCUUCCUUAACCCAUAGGAAGUCCCAGCCAGUUGACUACUUCAAAAUGGUGAAAGUUCUCAAUGACGCUGCCCAUGCUAAAACUGGCUUUUUCCGCAAGUGCGCCUUCUAUUCAACUCUAUGAUAACAAGUUAUCAUCGUUCAGAAAUUUUGAUGUAGUACAUUUACGUCAUUUAGCAGACGCUCUUAUCCAGACCGACUUACAGCAGUGAGUGCAUGCAUUUUUCAUACUUUUUCGAACUGGUCCCCCCGUGGGAAUCGAACCCACAACUCUGGCAAUGCAAGUGCCAUGCUUAGAACUUCACUUACUUUGCUUUGACCCUGUUGAGUGAUGCCAUUCUCUCUGACCCCUCCACUCUCUCCCUGAGCCCAUGCCCCAGACAGACAGAACAGCAGAGUAACAGCAUGUCCCCUCAUUAUGAAAUGAUACUACAUCAGUAAUGAGGGAGUAGCGUAUAUAGGGCUCAGUCCCUGUCUUUACAGACAUCUACUGUAGUAGUCUAUAUGGCUCAGUCCCUGUCUUUAUACAGACAUCUACUGUAGUAGUCUAUAGGGCUCAGUCCCUUUCUUUAUACAGACAUCUACUGUAGUAGUCUAUAGGGCUCAGUCCCUGUCUUUAUACAGACAUGUACUGUAGUUAAUCAUUACAUACUGCAUCAAACACUUAUUAUCUGAAAUGGAGAGUGUGGAAAAAAGGACUUGUCGAUAACGGGGACAACAUUUGAACAAAUCACACAAACUUCAAUCUUUGUUAAAACCAGUCGCAUCUGGUUUAAUCUUUAACCUGUUAAAACCAGUCAAACCUGGUUUAAUCUUUAACCUGUUAAAACCAGUCACACUUGGUUUUUAUUUGAAGGUCUUCUUUCCUACCUAUUCUACCUCAAUGCUGCCGCUGGAAACAAAUCGUUGCAAUAGUGUUUUAUGUUCUAAAUUCAAAAUGUAUUUAUUAUCUCACUUGUGUCUGUCUGUCUGUCUGUCUGUCUGUCUGUCUGUCUGUGUGUGUGUGUGUGUGUGUGUGUGUGUGUGUGUGUGAUGCACGUGUGUGUGUGUGUUUUCCAGAGGUGCAGCAUGUGAAGAACUGUCCAAUAGACUGUGCAUCACUGUACUAUAACGGGGUGUAUCGGUCAGGUGUCUACACGGUGGUUCCCUCUCUGGGCUCCCAGCCUGUAGAGGUCUACUGUGACAUGGACACAGAGGGUAAGACUCACACACACACACACAAACACACACACAGACGCACGCACACACACACACACAUAUACACACACACAGACACACACACACAGACGCACGCACACACACACACACAGACUCUCACACACACACACACACAGACACAGACGCACGCACACACACACACACACAGACUCACACACACACACACACACACAGACACAGACGCACGCACACACACACACACACACACACACACAUACACACAGACACAGACGCACGCACACACACACACACACAGACACAGACACAGACGCACGCACACAGACACAGACACAGACACACACACACACACACACACACACACAGACACACAGACGCACACACACACACAGACUCACACACACACACAUUUGAUAAUAGGGUUGCAAAGUUCCGUGAACUUUCCCCAAAAUUCCCUGGUUUUCCAGAAAUCCUGGUUGGAAGACUCCUGGAAUUAUGUGGGAAUAAGCAGGAAAUCCUCCAACCAGGAUUUCUGGAAAACCAGGUGUUAUGUUGAGUGUCUGGUAUUGAGAAGUUCAGGAUAGUAAGAUCAGUCGACACUCAGCUGGAAGGUUGAUUUACAUUUAUUUCAGUACUGGAUUCUAUGACAAGGUGCACGUGUUUCGCCUCGUCAUAUGAAUGACUUCCAUACAAAAUCUCUCAGUUUACAUAACGCCCUUCCAAUCUACUUUUAUCUUACACAGUUGCUAAACCAUUAUUGAUUGUCACUCAUCCACCACCAUAUCAUCUACCUCCUUGGUGUCGUGUGGCACCCUAGCCAGGCCAUUCCAUCACGCACACCAUCCUAAGACUAGCACCAGUGGCCCCCCCCAAUCUAUCUUGGCACACUGACCUUCUGUUACUCACUCGUGACACCAAUUAAAAACAUGGUGUGUCCUUGUUCUCUGUCCCUCCUACAGCUUAGGAGUUUACACACAUUAAUGAAUCCUUUAUCAAAACUCGUUAUAACACCAGGGAAUUUUAGGAAAAGUUCACGGAAUUAUGUAACCCUAUUAUCAAAUGUGUAAUGCAUUCUUAGUACAACAUCAGUGACCUUAUCAAGGGCUUGACCUCUUGGUGUAAAUGGCUAAUGUUGGCCUGACAGACAAGGUGUGUGUCGCCUCUCUGUGUCAGGUGGUGGUUGGACGGUGUUCCAGCGGCGUCAGGAUGGGAAGGUGAACUUCAAUAGAGGCUGGCAGGACUAUAAAGAGGGAUUCGGAGAGCUUAGGUACGUCAUAAUAAUUGAUUCAUUGCCAAGUUAAUUUGGUUAAUUAUCAAGUUAAUUCACAGUUGAGUUAGUUUGGUAAUUGACCGUUACUGACUGGCCAGCCAGCCAGAGAUGAAUUCUACUCACCAGGGUUCUGAAUCAGUGUCUGAUUAGAGGGUUUGAUUCGCGGGACCACCCAUACGCACAAAAUGUAUGCAAGCAUGACUGUAAGUCACUUUGGAUAAAAGUGUCUGCUAAAUGGUAUAUGUUGUUUGUCAAGUGUUUUGCAACGUUGUGGGAAAUGUAGUUUGAAAGAAGUUUGAUGUGGUUUGGUUGUGAAGUCUGAGUAUGAGACUGACUUCCGUGUAGUUCUAGGACUCGGACUCCCCUUUAAAAGAACUCCGACUCCCCUUUAAUAGAACUCCGACUUCCCUUUAAUAGAACUCAGACUCCCCUUUAAUAGAACUCCGACUCCCCUUUAAUAGAACUCCGACUCCCCUUUAAUAGAACUCCGACUCCCCUUUAAUAGAACUCCGACUCCCCUUUAAUAGAACUCCGACUCCCCUUUAAUAGAACUCCGACGCCCCUUUAAUAGAACUCCGACUCCCCUUUAAUAGAACUCCGACUCCCCUUUAAUAGAACUCCGACUCCCCUUUAAUAGAACUCCGACUUCCCUUUAAUAGAACUCCGACUCCCCUUUUAAUAGAACUCCGACUCCCCUUUAAUAGAACUCCGACUCCCCUUUAAUAGAACUCUGACUCCCCUUUAAUAGAACUCCGACUCCCCUUUAAUAGAACUCCGACUCCCCUUUAAUAGAACUCCGACUCCCCUUUAAUAGAACUCUGACUCCCCUGUAGGUCUGAGUACUGGCUGGGGAAUGAACACAUCCACCACCUGUCCACCCAGGGAGACUACAGCCUCAGGAUAGACCUGGAGGACUGGACACAUCACCACAAACACGCUUUCUACCAGAGCUUCAGGUAUAGUACAACACACAACACACACACGUUAGCCUACCUGCCUGCAUGUGUGAGCAUGUUAACCCUCUCCUGUGUGUGUGUGUAGUAUUGAGGAUGAGGGGAACCACUACCGGCUGCAUGUGUCGGGCUACAGUGGGACAGUAGAGGACUCGUUCAGCUGGUACCAUGAUAAACAGGACUUCAGUACUCCAGACACAGGGGAUAUCUGUGCUGAGAUCUCACACGCUGGCUGGUGGUACCACCAGUGUUUCUAUGCCAACCUCAAUGGAGUCUACUACAAGGUAGCGUAUACACACACACACACAUCAUUGACACACACACACACACACAUCAUUGACACACACACACACACACACACAGUGCAUUUGGAAAGUAUUCAGACCCCUUGACUUUUUCACAUUUUGUUACGUUACAGCCUUAUUCUGAAGUGGAUAUACAUAGUUUUCCCCCCCUCAUCAAUCUCCACACAACACCCCAUAAUGACAAAGCAAAAACAGUUUAUUUGGUAUUUUUUGCAAAUUUAUUAAAAAUUAAAAACGAAAAAAAAUCAAAUUUACACAAGUAUUCAGACCCUUUACUCAGUACUUUGUUGAAGCACCUUUGGCAGCGAUUACAGCCUGGAGUCUUCUUGGGUAUGAUGCUACAAACGUGGCACACCUGUAUUUGGGGGGGUUUCUCCCAUUCUUCUCUGCAGAUCCUCUCAAGCUCUGUCAGGUUGGAUGGGGAGCGUCGCUGCACAGCUAUUUUCAGGUCUCUCCAGAGAUGUUUGAUUGGGUUCAAGUCCGGGCUCUGGCUGGGCCACUCAAGGACAUUCAGAGACUUGUCCCGAAGCCACUCCUGCAUUGUCUUGGCUGUGUGCUUAGGGUCGUUGUCCUGUUGGAAGGUGAACCUUCACCCCAGUCUGAGGUCCUGAGCACUCUGGAGCAGGUUUUCAUCAAGGAUCUCUCUGUACUUUGCUCCAUUCAUCUUUCCAUUGAUCCUGACUAAUCUCUCAGUCCCUGCCGCUGAAAAACAUCCCCACAGCAUGAUGCUGCCACCAUCAUGUUUCACCGUAGGGAUGGUGCCAGGUUUCCUCCAGACGUGACACUUGGCAUUCAGACCAAAUAAUUCAAUCUUGGUUUCAUCAGACCAGAGAAUCUUGGUUUCUCAUGGUCUGAGAGUCCUUUAGGUGUCUUUUGGCAAACUCCAAGUGGGCUGUCAUGUGCCUUUUACUGAGAAGUGGCUUCCAUCUGGCCACUGUACCAUAAAGGCCUGAUUGGCGGAGUGCUGCAGAGAUGGUUGUCCUUCUGGAAGGUUCUCCCAUCUCCACAGAGGAACUCUAGAGCUCUGUCAGAGUGACCAUCGGGUUCUUGGUCACCUCCAUGACCAAGGCCCUUCUCCCCCGAUUGCUCAGUUUGGCCGGGGGGCCAGCUCUAGGAAGAGUCUUGGUGGUCCAAACUUCUUUCAUUUAACAAAGAUGGAGGCCACUGUGUUCUUGGGGACCUUCAAUACUGCAUAAAUGUUUUGGUACCCUUCCCCAGAUAUGUGCCUCGACACAAUCCUGUCUCGGAGCUCUACGGAAAAUUCCUUCAACCUCAUGGCUUGGUUUUUGCUCUGACAUGCACUGUCAACUGUGGGACCUUAUAUAGACAGGUGUGUGCCUUUCCAAAUCAUGUCCAAUCAAUUGAAUUUACCACAGGUGGACUCCAAUCAAGUUGUAGAAACAUCUCAAGGAUGAUCAAUGGAAACAGGAUGCACCUGAGCUCAAUUUCGAGUGUCAUAGCAAAUACUUAUGUAAAACUUAUGUAAAAUACUCUGUAAAUGUGAUAUUUAAGAUUAUUUUUUUUUAUAAAUUUGCUAUAAUUUCUAAAAACCUGUUUUCUUUGUCAUUAUGGGGUAUUGUGUUUAGAUUGAUGAGGGGGAAAAAACGAUUUAAUCAAUUUUAGAAUAAGGCUGUAUUGUAACAAAAUUACAGUCAAGGGGUCUGAAUACUUUCUGAAUGCACACACACUUACACUUCCAAAUUGCAGCCAAAGCAAUAGUAAGGUUAUUUGCAUCAGACGUGGUUGUCUGUGUGUUUCUGUGUGUGUGUGUGUGUUUCCUGUGUGUGUGUGUGUGUGUGUGUGUGUGUGUUUGUGUGUGUGUGUUUCUGUGUGUGUGUGUGUUUCUGUGUGUGUGUGUGUGUGUGUGUGUGUGUGUUUCUGUGUGUGGGUGUUUUCUGUGUGUGUGUGUGUGUGUGUGUGUGUGUGUUUCUGUGUGUGGGUGUUUCUGUGUGUGUGUGUGUGUUUGUGUGUAUUUUUGUGUGUGGGUGUUUCUGUGUGUGUGUGUGUUUUCUCUGUGUGUGUGUGUGUGUGUGUGUGUGUUUCUGUGUGUGGGUGUUUCUGUGUGUGUGUUUCUGUGUGUGUGUGUGUUUCUGUGUGUGUGUGUGUGUGUGUUUUCUGUGUGUGGGUGUUUCUGUGUGUGUGUGUGUGUGUGUGUGUGUUUCUGUGUGUGGGUGUUUCUGUGUGUGUGUGUGUUUGUGUGUAUUUUUGUGUGUGGGUGUUUCUGUGUGUGUGUGUGUGUGUGUUGUGUGUGUGUGUGGUGUUGUGUGUGUGUGUGUGUGUGUGUGUUUGUGUGUGUGUGUGUUGUUUCUGUGUGUGGGUGUUUCUGUGUGUGGGUGUUUUCUGUGUGUGUGUGUGUUUUCUGUGUGUGGUGUUUCUGCUGUGUGUGUGGUUUGUUUGUGUGUGUUUUUUGUUUGUGGGUGUUUCUGUGUGUGUGUGUGUGUGUGUUUCUGUGUGUGUGUGUGUGUGUGUGUGUGUGUGUGUGGUGUGUUUGUGUGUUGCAGGGCGGGCGCUACUCGUCUAAAGCUAAGACUCUGCUGGGUCCUGACGGUGUGGUCUGGUACAGCUGGAAAGAUUCAGACUACUACUCCCUCAGGAAGACCUCUAUGAUGAUACGACCUAGAACCUUCAGACCACGCCUGUCACCAUGACAACAGCCAUGACCAACACACCGUCGCCGUGGGAGACCUGCUGAGGACGCUAAGACGUCACCAUGGGAGGGACGUGGGGUUGUCAUGACAAUACAGGAAGAAGAGGUCAAAUAGGAUGAACGCCAUUGGCUGAGGGCUCAGAGGGAAGUCCCGCCCCUACCAGUGGGCCAACAGGACUGUAGAAGACAUGUGUAAAUACACACACACACGCUGCAAUGGGACCAACUGUCCAUACAUUCUAUGAGAGAGUGCAUUUCUUUCUACCUUUCAAAUACUGUUCCCAGGAACCUUCAGACAUUCUGUCCUGUUCUUCCACUGGAGGAACUUAUACACACUGUAAAUAUAUAUGUACUGUACAUUCUGUCCUGCUCUUCCUCUGUCUAUACUGUGAAUACACACGUACUGUAUAUCUGUCAACUGUCAGUUUCUUUCAACUGUCUUGUUACCGCUUCAUUCGCAAUGAGAUCUACAGUCAUGUGAUUAAGGAAGUACACCCCGAUAUUUGGACACAUUGGCAUAUUUUAGUAAAAUUCCAACCACAUUCAUUGAUAAAGGUAA